Saccharomyces eubayanus is the source of this 3687-nucleotide messenger RNA. RefSeq names its product mRNA-binding protein RRP12 (gene RRP12). NCBI's taxonomy places the organism in Eukaryota, Fungi, Ascomycota, Saccharomycetes, Saccharomycetales, Saccharomycetaceae. The transcript has a single exon. The record is from RefSeq and is a predicted model, not a curated record. Bases 1 to 3687 code for a protein of 1228 amino acids.
AUGGAUCAAGAUCAAGUAGCUUUUCUAUUAGAGCUAGAAGAUAAGCUGGCCAAGAUCCGGUUUCAAGCAACUUCUAAAUUAGAAAAUCAAAAACACGUUGCUAUAAUAUUAACGGCCGUCGAGGAAAACAUUGUGGGCCAAGCUACCAAUGAUAUUUCAAAAAAUAUCGUGAACUAUAUCAUUUCCUUCAUGUCCUUAUUGGACCAAGCAGUGGACCCAUCUACUCAUGAAAUUAAAGACCUUCAGUUGGCUUCUUCUUCCACAUAUCUUUUGGAUCUGAUAUUUCGUUACUCUCCAAAACCGUUGUUAAGAUCAAAAUUCUCGGAAAUACUUACCAAGAUUGCACCAUGUAUUACCGCUGAAAAAGCAAACGCUCCUUUAAUUAGAGCCGCUAUUGGUUGUUUAGAAUCUCUUCUAAUUGCUCAAGAUGCUCAAGCCUGGAACAAUACCUAUGACCUAAAUGUCACUCCAAAGAGAGGUUUGCUAGGUAUACUUGAACUUUCUUUGGAUUUGAGACCAAAAGUUAGAAAGAGAGCACUAGAUGCGGUUCAUGCAGUAUUAUCUAAUCCUCCUGCGGCUCCAACUGCAGAGCAUGUCGCAGCUGUUUUCGUCGCUGAUUUUUGUGACAAACAGUUGGCAGGUGUUCUAGACGACCUGUCCAAUCUAUCUAAUAAACAACAAAAGGCCCAAAAUACAAAGGAGGAUAUCAACGCUAGUGUCAUGCGUUCAUUGAGAUUAGUCACUUCUGUUAUCUCUACCGGACAAUGGCCAUCCUCUCAAAUCGAACCCCUUUGUGAUGUAUUAUUAGGUGUCACUAGAAGCUCAGAACAGUACCUAGUCUCUGCGUCAUUUGAAUGUUUUGAAAGUAUGUUCAAAGCUAUGGCAGAAACCACCGUUUCUUCAGGUUUAGCUGAAAACAAGUAUCUGAGGGUUCUAGAUACCAUCUUUUCACUGAAACCUUCAAAUGUGGACAGUCUACUGACCAAGGCUUGGAUCGCUGUUGUAGUCAAAGGUAUGUCUACGUAUGCGGUUCACCAACCAUUGAAAGCCUUACGUAAGGUUCCUAAUGUGUUUCGUGUUAUGUCCUCUUAUUUAGCAAGUGAAUCUACAGAAGUAUAUCAAGCUGCCGCUCAAUGCCUUAUCUCAAUCCUUUCUGACUCUAUUCAAGACCAUUUGUUAUUGUUUACACCAGAUGUAGAUGACAAGGUUUUCAAAAAUGUCGAUGACAUUAUAUGCCAAAUUUCAAAAGCCUUUAUCGACUUCUUAUCCAUUAAAUAUUCUCAUUGUUCCAGAGAAAUUCUGAAAGUGUUGGCAGCAGCCUUCAACAAAUUCAGAUAUAGAUCCAACCCUCACUUUUUGAAAUCCUUGAAAAUUGUUGAUACCUGGAGAGUAAACGAAGAACAGUUUAUGGACUUGAGAAAUGAAGUUGAAUUAGUAAUUGGUGCCUCCAUUUCCGCUAUGGGCCCUGAAGUUGUCCUUGCCCAAGCGCCACUCAAUUUGGACAACCCAUCCAAUGAAAGACCUGGUAGAGCUUGGAUGUUGCCACUUAUUAGAGACUAUACCAAAAAUGCCAAGCUCUCUACUUUCCAAAAUGAGCUGGCACCAUACAUCAAAAGUUUUCAAUCUAAAUUCGAUAAAGUUCCAGAAGAAUCUAUUCAACUGAAAGUUUUCCAAACCAUUGUCGAUCAAAUCUGGUCCACAUUACCACGUUUCUGUGAGUUACCAAUGGACUUGAGAGAAUCUUUCACAGACGACUUUGCAUCAGAACUAUCUUCGCUGCUGUACAGUGAAGUUGAAUUAAGAACUACAUUAUGUCAUGCUCUUAAGGUUUUGGCAGAAAGUAAUGUCUUGUAUUCAGAAGGUUCCCUUUCUGAUGAUGUCUUAUUGAUACAACACUUCCCUAUUUCUGAAGCACAAAAGAAUAUAGAAUACCUGUCAACCAAAUCGACCAACCUUUUAGCGGUCUUGUUUAAUGUUUAUACUCAAACCACUCCAAACGCAAGAAGUUAUAUUCUGGAAACGAUUGAUCAAUAUUUGAAAAUCACUUCAAAAGAAGAUAUAGAAAAGACCUUUAAUAAUAUUUGUGGUCUUUUGAAGAAUUCUAUGAAUGAAGAAAGUAGUGGAAAUGGCAACAAAGAAAAGAAAAAACCCCAAUUGACAGCCACAUUAUUAGAUUUGAUCAUUUGUAUGACAACAUACUUACCUGCUUCCUCUUAUUCCGCUUUAUUUUCUAUAUUCGGUCUUACUGUGAGUUCUCCCGAUGCAUUAAUUCAAAAGAGAGCUUAUAGAAUCGUUACCAAGCUUUCUGAGUUUGAAUCUGGUUCAGCAGCUGUCGCCCAGUUUAUUUCCGAUAUUGAAAAUGUUAUGGUAGACAACACUACUACUGUUCAAACAUCAGCUAAAGCUGCGAGAUUGGCAGCAAUCAAGACUAUAGUGGAUUUGUUACCUUUGGAUCAUCUCGGUUUUAUUGUUAGAACUGUAGCCGAGGUCAUCUUAAGCACUAAGGAUGUGAACGAAAAAUCCAGAGAAACGGCUUUUGACACUUUGAUUAAUAUGGGUAAAAAAAUGAAUGAGCCAAAUGGUAUCAUCAAGCUAUCCCAAGUACCUGGGUAUGACCCUACUACUCCGGAUCAACCAUCAUCAGUGUCAGAGUUUUUUAAGAUUAUUUCUGCUGGUCUUAUUGGGGAAUCUCAACAUAUGGUUAGUAGCUCGAUUACUGGUUACGCAUGUUUAGUUUUUGAAUUCAAAAAUGAAAUGGAUUCUGGUAUUCUAAUGGACAUUUACGAUACCAUUGAACUGUACCUGACUUCCAAUUCCAGAGAAAUUGUAAAGAGUGCCAUAGGGUUCACAAAGGUCUGUGUCUUGGGUCUUCCAGAAGAAGUGAUGAGGCCAAAGGUGCCAGAAUUGCUAUUAAAGUUAUUGAGAUGGUCCCAUGAACAUACAGGUCACUUUAAAGCCAAGGUCAAGCAUAUUAUUGAAAGAUUGAUAAGAAGAUUUGGAUAUGACUAUAUUGAAGCCAGCUUCCCUGAGGAAGACAGAAAAUUAUUAACAAACAUAAGAAAGACGCGUAAUAGAAACAAGCGUAAAGAUGAGGAGGUUGCUCCCGCAACUGAAGCUAACGCUGGAAACACCACAAAGGGUUCAAGAUUUAUGUCUGCUUUUGACGAAGCUGUUUAUGGAUCUGACAAUGAAAAUGGUAACGAGUCAGACCAAGAGGAAAAUGCAGCUGGAGGCAGAAGAAAGAAUGGGCAAAAGCAAUUUAUUGUGGAAUCUGGUGAAAAUCCACUGGAUUUGUUAGAUUCUCAAACAUUAGCACAUAUUUCAUCUACUAGACCAAAGAAAUUCAAUAAGAAUCAAAAUAAGGGUAGGUUUGAAGAUGACACCUUCAAUUUCGACUCAGAAGGUAAAUUGGUCGUCAAGGGACAAGCUAAACCCUCUACGAAUGCUGAUGAUCCACUAAGCGCAGUCACAAGCGGUAUCAAUGCGUACCUAGAAGCCGUAAAGAGCGGUCCAGUAAGAGGUCAAAGAAACAAAUUGAAGUUUAAAAAGAAUGGAAGAGAUUCUGACGAGUUCGGUGAUGACGGUGAAAAGGAUGAUAAGGUAAUGAGAAGAAAAGUAGAUCCAAGAAACAAGAUCGGUAAAGGUGGUAAAAGAGGCCCUAAAUUUAAAUCCAGGAAGAAGUUAUAG